This is a messenger RNA of Chenopodium quinoa (quinoa), 988 nucleotides long. Its product is annotated as putative 4-hydroxy-4-methyl-2-oxoglutarate aldolase 3. Gene Ontology annotation, molecular function: ribonuclease inhibitor activity. The record is from RefSeq and is a predicted model, not a curated record. Gene Ontology annotation, biological process: regulation of RNA metabolic process. The transcript has a single exon. NCBI's taxonomy places the organism in Eukaryota, Viridiplantae, Streptophyta, Magnoliopsida, Caryophyllales, Amaranthaceae. Bases 287 to 790 code for a protein of 167 amino acids.
CUAAAUUCCCGGUACUUGGCUACCUAACAAGUGGCAUAUUAAGCUCAACAUGUGAUAUAUUUGCUAACAUCACUCUUUGUCCUCACUCUUAUCUCCUCAACCACAAUAAUCAACAAAAUAGGCACAUAAAUCAACAAAACCAAUAAUUAUAUUGUGUGGUGCAACUUUUUUUUCUCCUAAAACAACUCCGCUACACUACACAUCUCUAUUACCACAAAUCCAACCACUAUCACUAAAAAACUUUCUCAAAUAAAAACCCAAAACACUCUUCAAAUACAAAAAAAUAAUGGUAGCAACAACAGACAUUUGUGAUGCAAAUUCAAGCCUCCUUUCAACAGGAGAACUUAAGGUUUUACUACCACUCUUCAAACCUUAUGGCCGACGACGGGCCUUUAAUGGGCCCGUCGUAACGGUCAAGGUAUUCGAGGAUAACGUCUUGGUCCGGGCCUCGUUAGAGUCCAAGGCCCACCAAGGGAAGGUCUUGGUGGUGGAUGGUGGGGGAAGCAUAAGGUGUGCACUUUUGGGUGGGAAUUUGGGCCAAAUAGCCCAAGAUAAUGGUUGGGCUGGGAUUGUUGUGAAUGGUUGUGUUAGAGAUGUUGAUGAGAUAGAUGCUUGUGAUAUUGGGGUUUGGGCUUUAGGGACAAGCCCAGUUAAGUCUCAUAAAAAGGGUGUUGGAGAAAAGCAUGGUUCUGUUCAUUUUGCUGGAGCUGUGAUUAAUGAUGGUGAUUGGUUGUGGGCUGAUACUGAUGGUAUUUUGAUUUCCAAGCAUCAACUCUCUACCACUUCUUGAGAGGUUGUUCAUUGUUGUGAUCCUAGCUAGCGGCUACGUAAUGAGUUUAUGACUCAGUUGCAAUCGAUGUAUGGGAAAUCUUAUUGGAACCAUUUUGAUGUUUACUUGCAAUAAUAUGUGAAAUUAUUGGUUAGCAAUAUGAGUAUUGUAGGAUAGAGGCACAUUUUUUUUUUAUUAGUGGUGACUUUUUUUUUUUAA